AUGGAGCGGAAGUACUGCGGCAGCGGCUACUCGUCGUCGGGAACGAAGUCUCCGGCGGCCGGCGACCGGGAGGAGGGCACGUACAUGACGGUGUCGUCGGCGCCGCCCAAGCGGCGGACGGGGAGGACCAAGGUCAGGGAGACGAGGCACCCGGUGUACAAGGGGGUGCGCAGCAGGAACCCCGGCCGGUGGGUCUGCGAGCUGCGCGAGCCGCACGGGAAGCAGAGGCUAUGGCUCGGCACCUUCGACACCGCCGAGAUGGCGGCUCGCGCGCACGACGUCGCCGCCCUCGCGCUCCGCGGCCGCGCCGCGUGCCUCAACUUCGCCGACUCGCCGCGCACGCUGCGGGUGCCGCCGCAGGGGGGCGGCCACGACGAGAUACGCCGGGCCGCGGUCGAGGCGGCUGAACUGUUCCGCCCGGCGCCUGGGCAGCGGAAUGCAGCUACCGAGGUGCCGGCUGCUUCGCCGGUAGACGCGGGGAACGCGGAGCUCGUCGCAAACUCUCCUUACUACCUCAUGGAUGGAUUGGAAUUCGAAAUGCAGAGCUACCUUGACAUGGCGCACGGCAUGCUCAUCGAGCCACCGCCAUUGGCUGGGCCGUCGACGUGGAUCGAGGAGGACUACGACUGCGAGGUCAGCCUGUGGAACUACUGAUGGCGCGCACCUGAGCCGGCCCGGCCCUGGCGUUCUCGAUUCACUGUAUAUACAGCCUAUUAUGGUCAUCCAGGACGACCUGUACUUGUGGUGUGUUGGUGUGAUAUUUUUCCUGCUAUUCUGACGAAAAUGUCAUGAUAGUGAGCACACGAGUCCGCAUUACGACUUAAGAGGGCGCGUCCGUU
Molecule: messenger RNA, 839 nt
Organism: Triticum dicoccoides
Lineage: Eukaryota; Viridiplantae; Streptophyta; Magnoliopsida; Poales; Poaceae
Product: dehydration-responsive element-binding protein 1E-like
Exons: 1
Coding region: 1-654 (217 amino acids)
Biological process (GO): regulation of DNA-templated transcription
Molecular function (GO): DNA binding; DNA-binding transcription factor activity
Source: RefSeq, a predicted model, not a curated record